GCGGAGAUGUAGAAUAUGUAGUAGAGCUGCACUCUGAUCUAUAGAGCGCAUACACAACUCGUGGCACCCAUUGCCUAGCAACGCGGUGUCAAACACCUCUCUCCCAAAACACUAAACUCGCUGUCUGGUUCUUUCUGGUCGGCUGGCAUGCUAAUUAUCUAAGUCUUGAACUUGUCCCUUAGUUUGGAAAAAACACAUAGUUCACAGGAUGGGCAAGAAAGCAAAGAAGGAGAGCGAAACUCCAAGUAAGGAAACGUUUGAUGCAGUACCUGUUGUGAGCAAAACCCCAGCAACAUUAGUGUUGCUGCUGAGCUCCCCUGAAGAGGACAUUCUAAUCAAAGCCUGUGAAGCAAUCUAUAUAUUUGCAGAGAAAGGAGAUGAGAACAAGGUUUGUCUGCUGGGGCUUGGGGCGCUGGAGCCUCUCUGUCAUCUCAUCACUCACAACAACAAGCUGGUCAGACGCAAUGCCUUCAUGGCCCUGGGCAUCAUGGCUAGUAACGGUGAUAUAAAGACUGCUCUGAACAAACUAGAUGUCAUUCCAGUGAUUAUAGACAAAUUGUUUCAUGAAGAUGAUACAGUUAUCCAUGAGUUUGCAACACUCUGCCUGGCCUCUCUGUCAGUGGAUUAUACCUGCAAGGUGCAGAUCUUUGACAACAAGGGCCUGCCACCUCUAAUCCAGCUUCUCUCCAGUCCAGACCCAGAUGUUAAGAAGAACUCGCUAGAGACUAUCAUCAACCUAGUCCAGGACUAUCAAAGCCGCCUGGCAGUUCAUGAGCUGGGUGGAAUCCCUCCACUUCUUGAACUGCUGAAGUCGGACUUCCCUGUCAUUCAGCAUUUGGCUUUAAAGACGCUGCAGGAUAUCACCACUGAUAAAGAUACAUGCACCACCUUUAGGGAAAAGCAGGGAUUUGAGAAGCUCAUUGAUAUCCUUAAUAAAAAGGACUUCAGUGACCUUCAUGCCGAGGCCUUACAGGUAGUCACUAACUGUUUGUGUGACACUGAGAGCCUCCAGCUACUCCACCGGGGUGGAGGCCUGACUAGGCUGAUGGAUUUUCUACUCACCCCUUACAGACCUGAAAUCCAAUCAACUGCUAUUAAAUGCAUCACCAGGGUUGCUCAGGGCUCUGAAAAUCGCAAACUGCUCCAUGAGCAGAAUGUGGAGCAAAUUCUGGUAGAGCUUCUCUCUGUGGCCGACGUCAGUGUGAAAACAUCUGCCUGUCAGGCUGUGGCUGCCAUGAGUUUUCACCUACCCAGUAAUGACCGCUUCAGAGACCUGGGUGGUAUCCCUGCAGUGGUAAAGGGGCUGAGCAGUGAGAGCUCGGUGCUGAAAGAGGCGGCAGCCCAGGCGCUGUCUAACCUCACACAUAGUAACCAGCUCAGUGCAUUUGCAGUGUAUGAGGCCGGAGGCCAUGAGCUCCUUGUCCAGCAGCUCUGGGGAAGCUGUUCUAGCACAGUAGCCCAUGCUGCUGCCACGCUUGCUAACAUGGCAAGACAUGAAGUCAUUCGCUGCAGCAUCUUGUCACAAGGAGCUAUACAGGGUCUGGUGGAGCUGUUAAAGUCCACACAUACACAGGUCCUGGUCAACACAGUACUCUGUCUGGCAGUACUAGUUUGUGACACAGAAGCUAGAGCACAGCUACAAAGUGCUGGAGGCCUUCAGCCACUGGUCAGUUUGUUGCGAUCCUAUCACAAGGAGGUGUUGCACAGUGCAUGCUUGGCAGUGAAUGUCUGUGCCAGUGAUAAGACCACUGUCGUGGAGAUGUGCAAACUUGGAGCACUGGAAAUACUUCAGGAAAUCAACCAGUCAGUGAAUCUUAGGAGCAGUUUCAGCGAGUUGGCAAUGGGCAGCCUGCUUAACUCCAACUUGUCUGUUAAAUACAGCUUGACAGGUCAUUUGGCCUCCACUGACAUUAUUAGUGAUGGCUUCUACGACACUGGGAAGGCUCAUGCAGGUCAGAGAAUUCUCACUUUAGAGGAACUGUCUAUGCAGCCAGUCAACCAGCGCCACCCCAUCAUUGCUGUUAAAACAACAGUAGAGAAGAUGAAAGAGGAUGAGAAACAGAAAGCUGAGACCCAGCCACUUACACAGAAACCAUGGAAGAUGAUGGAUGACGUCUCAUUGCAUGUUCUUAUUAAAGAGGCCAAACGAUCCGUUCUCCCACUGAAUGAACGAGAGCAGUAUGCUGCCUUGGCCAGGCUGGUGAGUGAAGCCAUGGGUGGAGCAGUGGAGAAGGAAAAGUUGCAUGAAUUCACAUGGUUGCUGCACCUCAGCCAGCUCAAGUUCCAGCUUCAGUCUAAUGUUAUUCCCAUUGGCUUGAUCAGAAGGGGAAUCUACUGCCACAGGGCACUUCUCUUCAAGUGUUUGGCUGAUUGCCUUGGGAUAAGCUGUACACUUGUUAGGGGUGAAUACAACCGGGCUUGGAACGAGGUACUCCUCUUCAAUGGGACUCCUUCCAGCAAUGGGUUCUCUUCACAGCCUUGCCGCUACAUAGUAGACCUCAUGCAUCAGCCUGGAAGCCUACUGGCAGUCAGUACAGUUGCUGCUGAGCAAUAUCAGACUAUAUAGAUCUGCAAUAGUAUAAAUAUAUUUCAGUAGUCUAUAUAUUUCUGUGGCUAGACAUUUAAUUUCUAUUGUAUGUGCAUUUGCUGCAGACCUUUAAAUAACUCAAUACAUAAUUAUUUAGUUGAUAGUUUUGGUGUAUGCACAAGUCAAAAAGAAAAAGGCCAUUUGUUUAUGACUAAAGCUUCUCUAAUAAACACAGCAAUUUAACUUGUGGUUCUGUUA
Molecule: messenger RNA, 2785 nt
Organism: Monopterus albus (swamp eel)
Lineage: Eukaryota; Metazoa; Chordata; Actinopteri; Synbranchiformes; Synbranchidae
Gene: armc3
Product: armadillo repeat containing 3
Exons: 17
Coding region: 209-2566 (785 amino acids)
Molecular function (GO): protein binding
Source: RefSeq, a predicted model, not a curated record